CCGCCAGAUGCCAGACGCGGCCUUCCCACUGCGAAAGCACGCUGACCAGCGGGAAGAACCUGAAAGCGAGCCUUGGCUCUGUGAUCGAGUUCGCCCAGCGAGAAGGACGGGAACCUUGGUGUCCGGGACCCUCAGCACAGCUCUGCAGAGAUGCCUCCUCAGCUCCAAAAUGGCCUCAACUUCUCAGCCAAGGUCGUCCAGGGCACCCUGGACAGCCUGCCCCAGGCCGUGCGGGAGUUCGUGGAGAGCAGCGCCCAGCUGUGCCAGCCGGACCACAUCCACAUCUGCGAUGGCUCUGAGGAGGAGAACCGGCGGCUGCUGCACCAGAUGGAGGAGGAGGGCACCAUCAAGAGGCUGAAGAAGUACGACAACUGCUGGUUGGCUCUCACUGAUCCCAGGGACGUGGCCAGAAUUGAGAGCAAGACGGUCAUCAUCACCCAAGAGCAAAGAGACACAGUGCCCAUCCCUCCAAAUGGCCCCAGCCAGCUGGGCCGCUGGAUGUCCGAGGAGGACUUUGAGAAAGCAUUCAAUGCCCGGUUUCCAGGGUGCAUGAAAGGUCGCACCAUGUACGUCAUCCCGUUCAGCAUGGGGCCCCUGGGCUCUCCCCUGUCGAAGAUCGGCAUCGAGCUGACGGACUCGCCCUACGUGGUGGCCAGCAUGCGCAUCAUGACGCGGAUGGGGACGCCUGUCCUGGAGGCGCUGGGGGACGGGGAAUUUGUCAAGUGCCUCCAUUCCGUGGGCUGCCCUUUGCCUUUGAAAAAGCCUUUGGUGAACAACUGGGCCUGCAACCCAGAGCUGACGCUCAUCGCCCACCUGCCCGACCGCCGGGAAAUUAUCUCCUUUGGGAGCGGGUACGGCGGGAACUCGCUUCUCGGGAAGAAGUGCUUUGCCCUCAGGAUGGCCAGCCGGCUGGCCAAGGAGGAGGGGUGGCUGGCCGAGCACAUGCUGAUCCUGGGCAUAACCAACCCCAAGGGCCAGAAGAAGUACUUCGCGGCCGCCUUCCCCAGCGCCUGCGGGAAGACCAACCUGGCCAUGAUGAACCCCAGCCUGCCGGGCUGGAAAAUAGAGUGCGUUGGUGACGAUAUCGCCUGGAUGAAGUUCGACCAGCAAGGCAACUUGAGGGCUAUCAACCCAGAAAAUGGGUUUUUCGGGGUGGCUCCUGGGACCUCUGUGAAGACUAACCCCAACGCCAUCAAGACCAUCCAGAAGAACACCAUCUUCACCAACGUGGCCCAGACCAGCGACGGGGGCGCUUACUGGGAGGGCAUCGACCAGCCGCUGGCUGCCGGCGUCCGGCUCACCUCCUGGAAGAACAAGGAGUGGACCCCCGAGGAUGGAGAACCUUGCGCCCACCCCAACUCGCGGUUCUGCACCCCCGCCAGCCAGUGCCCCAUCAUCGACCCGGCCUGGGAGGACCCAGAGGGGGUGCCCAUUGAGGCCAUCAUCUUUGGGGGGCGCCGACCUGCUGGUGUCCCUCUCGUCUACGAAGCUCUCAGCUGGCAGCAUGGAGUGUUUGUAGGGGCGGCCAUGAGAUCCGAGGCCACGGCAGCCGCUGAGCACAAAGGCAAAGUCAUCAUGCACGACCCCUUUGCCAUGCGGCCCUUCUUUGGCUACAACUUCGGCAAAUACCUGGCCCACUGGCUCAGCAUGGCCCAGCGGCCUGCAGCCAAGCUGCCCAAGAUCUUCCAUGUCAACUGGUUCCGGAAGGACAAGGAAGGCAAGUUCCUAUGGCCCGGGUUUGGAGAGAACGCCCGGGUGCUGGAGUGGAUGUUCAACCGGAUCAAUGGGGAAGGCGGAGCCGACCUCACACCCAUUGGCUACAUCCCCAAGGAGGAUGCGCUGAAUCUGAAAGGCCUGAAAGACAUCAACAUGAAGGAGCUCUUCGACAUCUCCAAGGAGUUCUGGGAGAAGGAGGUGGAAGACAUCCAGACGUACCUGGAGGAGCAAGUGAACGCCGACCUCCCCUACGAAAUCGAGAGGGAGAUCCUGGCCCUGAAGCAGAGAGUCAGCCAGAUGUAAUCGGGCCCAGAGCCCCACCCCUUCGCACCCCGGGAGAUGGACUGGGAGCCGGAGAGAGGGGGGUUUCCGGAACCGACACCACCUGCCACACCGCAAUGACCAACCGAUGAGCAGAUCUGAAAGGCACACUUUAAUCGUUCAGUUAAGACCACAGGAUGCAAGCUAGUAGCUCACGAGAUGGGGAAGGGAAUCUUAGCAUGUCUCCAAAAUUCACGAUUCCUUGCACAUGUGUUCAAUCUGAAAAGCACUCAGGCAUUUCGUCCGUUUCCACUGUAGCUAUGUGAGCGGUAAUGUACAGAAAAAAGUACUUGAGCUGUACAGACGAGUGUGUGUGUGGACUGUGUGUGUGUGUGUGUUUAUGUAUUGUUGUCUAAAAUAUAUUUAAUACCUUUGGAAAAAUCUCGGGCAAGAUUACUUACUAGUUGUUGCUGGAAAUGUCGCUUUAGUAUUAAUGUGUGUGUUUAAAUUAUUUUUGUAUACCGUUGUUCCUUACCUUUGCAUAAUUUCAACUUUUCCCUUUACACUUCUUAGAAAAUUACAAAAUAAACUUUUAUAGAAAGAUG
Messenger RNA from Pteronotus mesoamericanus, 2582 nucleotides. RefSeq names its product phosphoenolpyruvate carboxykinase 1 (gene PCK1). Bases 151 to 2019 code for a protein of 622 amino acids. The record is from RefSeq and is a predicted model, not a curated record. Gene Ontology annotation, cellular component: cytosol. Gene Ontology annotation, molecular function: phosphoenolpyruvate carboxykinase (GTP) activity; manganese ion binding; GTP binding. The transcript is spliced from 10 exons. NCBI's taxonomy places the organism in Eukaryota, Metazoa, Chordata, Mammalia, Chiroptera, Mormoopidae. Gene Ontology annotation, biological process: cellular response to glucose stimulus; cellular response to dexamethasone stimulus; cellular response to insulin stimulus.